AUGUUUAGAAACAACUACGACAACGACUCGGUCACAUUCUCCCCGCAAGGGCGGAUAUUCCAGGUCGAAUAUGCGGCAGAGGCAGUCAAGCAGGGCUCCGUGGUGGUGGGGAUCGCCAGCAAGACACAUGUCGUCCUGGUAGCAAUCAAGCGCAACGCCGAAGAACUCUCCUCCUACCAAAAGAAACUCUUCCCCAUCGACGAGCACGUCGGCAUCGCCAUCGCCGGUCUCACCUCCGACGCCCGCGUCCUCUCCAACUUCAUGAAGCAGCAGUGUCUCGGCCACCGCCUCACCUACGGCCGCAACAUGCCCGUGCGCACCCUCGUCGACAUGAUCGGCUCCAAAGCCCAAAUCAACACCCAACACUACGGCAAGCGGCCCUACGGCGUAGGCCUGCUAGUCGCGGGCGUCGACGAGCAAGGCCCGCACCUGUUCGAGUUCCAGCCCAGCGGCAUGACCGAGGAGAUGGUGGCGUUCGCCAUUGGCGCCCGGUCUCAGAUGGCUCGGACCUACCUGGAGAAGAACAUCGACAAGUUUGCUGAGUGUGGUCGUGAUGAGUUGAUCCGCCAUGGUCUGCGCGCGCUGAAUGAGAGUUUGGUGCAGGACCGUGAGUUGACGGUGGACAAUACGAGUGUGGGUGUUGCGGGCGCGGUGAGGGCGUCGGAGCAGGAUGGUGGGAGCAUUGCGGUUGAGCCGUUCCAGGUGUAUGACCAGCAGGAUGUUGCGGCGUGGAUAGAGAGUGUAGCGGAGGAUAAGGAGGGUGAUGCUGGUGCGGGUGAGGGUGGUGAUGCGGCUGGGGAGGGUAUGGAUGUCGACUCAUAA
Messenger RNA from Dichotomopilus funicola, 822 nucleotides. Its product is annotated as nucleophile aminohydrolase. NCBI's taxonomy places the organism in Eukaryota, Fungi, Ascomycota, Sordariomycetes, Sordariales, Chaetomiaceae. The coding region runs from base 1 to 822 and encodes 273 amino acids. The transcript has 3 exons. Gene Ontology annotation, biological process: ubiquitin-dependent protein catabolic process; proteasomal protein catabolic process. The record is from RefSeq and is a predicted model, not a curated record. Gene Ontology annotation, cellular component: proteasome core complex, alpha-subunit complex; proteasome core complex; nucleus.